This is a messenger RNA of Labrus mixtus (cuckoo wrasse), 3576 nucleotides long. RefSeq names its product butyrophilin subfamily 3 member A3-like. Lineage: Eukaryota; Metazoa; Chordata; Actinopteri; Labriformes; Labridae. The record is from RefSeq and is a predicted model, not a curated record. Gene Ontology annotation, biological process: immune response; T cell costimulation; positive regulation of T cell proliferation. Bases 347 to 1513 code for a protein of 388 amino acids. Gene Ontology annotation, cellular component: external side of plasma membrane. The transcript has 5 exons.
CUUCACCGCAAUCAUCACCUGUGAGGUUUAAAGUAGCUUUUAGCACAGACUCAGAAUAUAGAAUAGGCUUUUGCUGUUGGAUGGAUAUUCUCUCGCUGGGAGGAGCAAGCGAACAGCCAGGUCAGGAGAAUAUCUGCUUGACACCACCCAAAGUCAGACCGAGGGGAUAAGUAUUGCAAACAUUUCCUGUUUCCAGGCAUUGUGUAAUCCUUUCCUCCCUGAGAGAAAGGCUAAUUCAGCCGGCUCAUGUGGGAGUCUCUCUGUUGCCAUGACCUCUCUCCCGCAGGCUACACAUAGACUGUAAAUAUUAGCAGUGCUGAAAGAAGAGUACGACGUAUCAAAGAAGAUGAGUGGGAUAAAACGUGUCAUGUUUUUUUAUGUUCUUUUUUAUCUAAAAGGAUUUGCAAAAGGAGGUGCUGCAGAUGUAAAAACAGUGUUUUGUGGUGUUGAAGAGAGCUGCAUCUUACCGUGCACAUUCCCAACUGGAGAAGAUGUAGUCAUCUCCUGGAAAGAGACAACAACAAAAGAAAUUCUCCUCCACUACUACAACAACCAAGACCAUCCCAAGAAUAAAGCCCAACGCUUCAGUGGCAGGACGUCGUUGAGCUCUGAAAAAGAGGCCUCACUCCGUCUGACAGGGGUUACAGUUCAGGACGAGGGAAGAUAUGAGUGCUAUGUUAGCAUACCAGAUAGCCCAGCAAAACAGUCAACAAUGGACCUAAAAGUGGACGCUCCGCCACGUAAAGUCAAUAUCCAGCAGGUGGGAAACAGGAUCACCUGCAGCUCAGGGGGGAUCUACCCUCAGCCUGAGCUCACCUGGUCCUCCAGUCCUCCAACCAAUCUGACUGUAGCAGACACACCAACUGUCCAUCAGAAAGAGAAGCUCUACAGCAUCAAUAGCUCUCUGAUAGCUCUAAAUGUCUCCAAUCUGGACUACAGCUGCACCAUCAGCGCUGGCAGAAACAAGAGGAGAGCAACUUUGUCUAAACCAGCUUUUAUCAACAUUUUCAACACUGAAACCACGAUUUCCUGCAAUCAGAACAUCACAAACACCUCCCCAACAGACUUUACCUGGAGAUUCAACCACAGUGAGGUCAUCCUGAACCGAACAACGGCCAACGACUCCUACACAGUCCCAGCGGAGUGGAGGGUGUACGUGAAGAAUGUUUCUACGUCAGGCAGCCUCAUUUUGAAAGACUUAACUUCAGAUCAGGAGGGGAUAUACACGUGUGAAGUGAACACAGCUGAGGAGGCUUAUGUAACAAACACCUUUCUUAAGGUUUUAAAAGACACCUCUGUUAAUACUGCGGCAAUUGCAGGUUCAGUGAUUGGAGCCUGUUUGUUUUUGGCAGCAAUCACUUUCCUAUUAUGGUUUUUCUUAAGAAACGGACAAGGAUACAGGACGGUUCGGUAUGUAUUGUUAUAUUACUGGACAUGUUCCUUUUCUUCUUUCUAUUUAAGAUUUCUUUUUGGGCGUUUCUGCCUUUAUUUGACAGGACAGUGGAUAGGAUAGGACAUUAGGGGGAGAGAGAGAGAGAGUUGGUAAUAACAUGCAGUUAAGGAGCCACAGGUCAGACCCAGACCACCCGCUUGGAGGACUAUAGGGCACAACAUAACCACUAGGCCAUAGACAUCCCUGUAUUACCUGUUCUUAAUUAUAUAGCACUGUACUUGACUGAUACGUCAAAGCAGAAUACAGUUUUCAUUGAGUUACAUUUGUCACAUUUAGUCUAUUAUUAUGAUAUUAAGCACUAAGUUCAGGGCAUGAAUUAAUCUAUUGGUGAGGAUUUGUGAUGCAAGUUUUGUAUAAUUUUAAUGCUGUGUAUAUGUUUUUGUUCCGAUCUAAUGGGAUUAAUGAAUCCUUCCUCUUCUUUUUUUAGGUUAAUAUUGGGUCUACAGACCAACAACUGAAAGGAGACGGACAUAAAGUGACAGGAGUUAUAGAAGUUAGAGUGUUGAUGACGUGCACUGAAAGGCCAAGAGCUGGAACCAAACCAAAGCCUACUGUGGUGAAGGCACAGCAUCAAUACAUGAGUCACACACUCUACCAACUUGCUGCCUGGCAUUCCCCUCCCCCCUAUUUCUGCAUUCUGAUGAUAAAUUCUCAAGGCAAAAACAUAACAUUUUGUUAUGUUUUGUUUGAGCCCUAAGUUUUGUAAUGUUUGCAGACCAGUGAGAGAAUGCUGGAUAAAAACGAUUCCUAUUGAUCUGUGCAUAUGAAGACAUCGGUCACUCUGUACAGUUCUUCAUGAAGAAUGUAUUAAAUGAGUGUCGACAAAUAGUCCAUAGAGAAAUGAAUGUAGAAAUGGAGAGGGAAUGAAGAUGAACCUCUCCACAUGGGAUUAAAGGAUGAAAUAAUACUUGAUGCACUUAUUUUUAGCACUGGAGCACUCCAAAAAAACAACUUUUACUUGUGUUGGAGUUUGGAGAAUCAAUUGUUGAAUUGUUGUCUGACCUCACACACACACACACACUGUAUGCAUCUCUGUGAGAGACAGCAGAGGGAAUGCAUGCAUUUGAACGCACAUUAAUCUGUUGUAGAGUUUGUAAUUCACUGUUUUCUUCUGAAACUCAGGAUGGAAAGCUAAAACUUUAUGACAUUUAAUACAGCUGUUUUUUUUUUAAAACAGGCAAGCAUACAAACCAUGAUGAAUUAAUUGCUUCUUGAUUGAUAAUCUACUGAAAAACCAUCAGGAGUUAAAUUCUAGAUGGACAUCAGGCGAUAGAUCAAAGAAAAACAACGUACUUGACAGCAGAUUAGCUAGAUUAGAUGGUUCACUGAUUGGGUGAUUCUAAAUUGAGGCAGUCUCUUCGGUGGUAAAUAUGUAUAAAUAUAUACUGUACGUGUAUAUAUAUAUAUAUAUAGAGAGAGAGAGAGAGAGAGAGAGCUAGUGUGGGAAUUAUUUUUCAUUUUCUUUAAGAUUUAUCUUUUUCAACACACCUGUCACACAUUCAGGUGUGCAGAGGUUUUUUUAAACUGUGUAUAAGAAUAUGAAUAUCCACAUUUCAAUACCACAUUUCAAUCACAAAAUGCCAAUUUGCAUCUGGCUUAACGUUAAAGCUCCUGUGAGGAACUGUUGGAAUCUUUUUGUGGGCUUUACAGAAGCAUCAGCAUUCAGUUCAGAGAAUUUCACAACAGUUAAGAAGAAAAAAAGAUUUAAUGUUGGCUAAAGUAACAAAGUUUGAAAGUUAAAUGUUCCUAUAAGCAGGCUGCCAGGUUUGUUCACUGCAUUCAUCAAAAAUAAGCCAUAAUUAAUCUGUAACACCUGCUGCAGCUUCAGAACAAAUUCUGAGGUGCUCGAUUGACUACUUUCGUCUUAUUCAUGAAUGGUUUUGUUUUUUUGUAACUUAAAGUUGACGUGUGUUUGUUUCUGUAUUUUUUUACUGCAUAAAUUAAUUUGGAUUUUUUUUCUCUUGUUCUGCUUGAAUGUUAUGAUUAAGAUCAUACCGUUGGUGCUAAAUGCAAAUCCCAUCAACCAACAGGGUUUUUAUUAGUUUGUUGUGUCUUUAUGUAAUUAAAUUGAUAUCCAUAUUCCAACAACCAAAACCAGACAAUAGAUACGAAAAUAAAAUCAA